CGGAUUGGAUUGACCGUUGAUGUCUGAUAUCAUUUCAUCCUAAAAUUCUUCAUUUUUUUUACUAUAUUCCGAAUCCAAACUAGUUGUGGGUUGUCGUUCAUAGUAUUAAGAAUCUGUGAACGCCUGCAAUUCAACGAGACAAUGGUUAGACGAAAAUCUGUUCCAAGUCCAUCAAGCAAGUUUUCAAAGAAAAGAGCAAAUAAAGACAAUACAACUGUAAUAGUAAGUAAAAAUAAAUGGACAAGCCAUGUGCUGCAGGAAAUUAAACAUCUAAGGAGAACCACACACUUUCUCAUACCUAAACAACCUUUUGCACGUUUAGUCAGAGAAAUUAUCAUCGACAUAUUUCCCAGACAGAACAUCACCAGAAUACAAGCCACUGCUCUUGAAGCCCUGCAAGAAGCGACAGAGAUGUAUAUCGUACAAUUCUUUGAAGAUUCAGUAUUGCUGACAUUACAUGCAAAACGGGUCACUCUUAUGCGAAACGAUAUGAUUUUAAUGCGCAGGCUGAGAGGCCGCAACGAUAUCAUCAAUAGAUAAGAAUUUUACUUCAUAUAUAUAACUUUAGAUAGACUGAUGUUUCAAAUACCUUAAGAUGUGUUAAGAUAAAACGAAUUCUUUCCUUUUGAAGUUUUUUACUGA
Molecule: messenger RNA, 642 nt
Organism: Mycetomoellerius zeteki
Lineage: Eukaryota; Metazoa; Arthropoda; Insecta; Hymenoptera; Formicidae
Product: histone H3
Exons: 4
Coding region: 142-540 (132 amino acids)
Cellular component (GO): nucleosome
Molecular function (GO): structural constituent of chromatin; DNA binding; protein heterodimerization activity
Source: RefSeq, a predicted model, not a curated record